CAAGUUACUUGCCCUACGUUCUACCUGCCCUGCCGGCGACCUAUACGUCCUACAAUGGCGAGCGACCUACAUGGGCGGCGUGACCUACCUGGCCACCGUGGCACGAAGCGGAUCUGAGGUCUUUGUUCUGGCCUAGCAGACGCAAUCUGGCACACCGUUAGGAUGGGGACACAACCUGCUGGAUCAAGCGUCUUCCCGGCCCUUCUGCUGGAACACCUUAGAGGAACUCAUUGGACUCGUUGUGUGUGCGGUUAGCAUGGGGAAGGAGCCUGACGCAUCCCUGCCGGAGAGGUGUCUGAUCCAAUCGCGUUGCUCACACAGCAGAUUGGAGGAGCAGAAGCAGAAGGAAGCGGAGGAGGAGGAGAGUGAGGGGGGACGAGGAAGAGGAGGUGGGUGGUUUGUGUAGGACUAUCCAUUUGCCCUUCCUCGCGGCGGCUUGUCCAAUCGAUGGCCUCUCAGGGAAACAGUAAGAGGAGGCGGCGUUUGAGGUCUCAACAACAGCAAUUGGAUGGCGAUCAAGCCACCGACUUGGCGGGGAGCAGGAACGAGGAACAGGAUGACGUGUACUUCGACAGCUACUCGCACCUCAGCAUUCACGAGGAGAUGAUCAAAGACCAUGUUCGCACGGACGCAUAUUUGGCUGCCAUAAGGAAUUAUGCGGACACAAUCUGUGGCAAGGUUGUGAUCGACGUUGGUUGCGGCACGGGGAUUCUUUCCAUCUUCUGCGCACAAGUGGGCGCACGCCACGUCUAUGCGAUCGACGCGAGCGAGAUUGCUGUCCAGGCGAAGCGCAUCGUCGAGGACAAUGGGUUAUCUGACAGAGUCACAGUCAUUCACGGCCGAGUCGAGGAGGUGGAAUUGCCAGAGAAGGCUGACAUUAUCGUGUCCGAGUGGAUGGGGUACAUGCUUUUCUAUGAGAACAUGUUGCGAAGUGUCAUCGUUGCGAGGGACAGGUGGCUGAAGCCGGAUGGACUGAUGAUGCCCUCGCAUGCCACGCUGUACAUUGCGCCGAUCACGUAUGAAGAGCGGUACGACGAGGCCGUGGAGUUUUGGAAUAACGUGUACGGAAUUGACAUGUCAUCGCUCAUUCCUUUGGCUAAAAGGUGCGCUUUUGAAGAGCCCGUCGUUGAGCCGAUCAGCGCCGAGAACGUGCUGACAUGGCCUGCCAUUGUGACCGAGAUUGAUUGUGCGACUAUCACUGUCGCCGAGCUCGAGGCCGAGAUCAAAGGGACCUUCAGCGUGUCGUCGAUCAUGAACGGCACUCUCAAUGGCUUUGUUGUCUGGUUCGAUGUCGUGUUCCGGAACGGAGAACCGGCACAGUGCGAGCGGAGACUUGCCACCAAAGAUCUCGUGAAGGGUAGAAGCAAUAGAGAUGGUUGUGACGAUGACACUGUCGGGAGGGGUGGUGAGGGGAAAGGUGCAGAAAGUGGGGGAGGAGUGGAAUCAAGGAAACAAGAAAAGGAUAAGCGCAAAAGGGAGCAGGAGGAGGAAGGUGAUUCGCCAAGUCACGCGGGUGUGGUAGAGGUGGUCUCAGAAAGUGGCGCCGAGGGCAGCAAUGGUACCUGGUCCAGGAAUUGCAUCAAAGGAGGAUCAAAUAAAGAGACGGAGAGAGCUAGGAGGAACGAUAACGCUGAUAACGUGCGGCUGUCGACGGCCCCUGAACAGGAAUGUACACAUUGGCAGCAAACGGCCUUAUACAUAGACCAGCCGCUACUGGUGCGGCAGGACCAGGUUGUCAACGGGGCCCUGGUAUUGGGACUGAACAAGGACAACCCGCGGUUCCUGGACAUUCACCUAGAAUUCGAGACGGGCGGUGCAUUGGUUACGAAGGAUUUUGUUAUGAGAUGACACUCAGAAGGCGAGUUGUUCCUGCUCCUAGGCCUUCGAUACGACCUCUUUGAGCGACUCUUGAAGGGGGGGCAGGGAGGGGGAUCAGGGGGGGUAGGAGGGCGGAUCAGGAGGGUAGCGAGCGGAGAUCAAGAGGGGGGUUCUAGAGUAGAGGCUACAGAGAUCUGCUGGUGGGAAUGUGUGCAUGGUGCGGUGUGGGAAAACCACAUUACACGUGCAAGAAAGGAAUGGUUGCUCCUUACCACCCACCGGUUGGAUGUGUACGUGUUGAACAAGCACAAUCAAUACUGUGAUGAUAGGUUGUGAGCACGGUGCCCAGAUUCUGUGCAGAUUAUGCACGGAGCGGCAGCUGAGGAGCGGAUCAACCACUGAUUUGUCUGGGGAUUGUGUGCGGAUCGGCUACCGGGGAGCGGAUGAGACACUUUGUCGGCGAUUGCUUGCGGAUCGUGGGUGGAUUGUGUGCAGAUCAGCAGGGGUGUGCGCAGAGAUUGUGCAGAUCGUUGUGCUGAAGUGUUACCCAUGUUCCCGUCGGGUUUCGUGUUUGGCUAACUUCAAUUUUGUCGUUUAACAUAGACUUUCAUUUCUGCUGACCCUGGUUGGAAGGAAGCUCAAUGAUUGAUCGAUUGAAGUCAGUCAGGGCACAUAUAUUUUAGAAGCUAGAACUUAUCCUCGAAUUGUUGCCAAUGCAAUAAAGGAAAAUGUUGUAGAGUGGAAUGUGCUGUACAUAGUCCUCUUCAAUUUUUCCUUUCACAUAUGCAAUGGGAAGUUUGCUCUGGAGCCGUCGUCUUUCUUUUCUUUCAUUCUUCUCUAUCUAUAUAUACUCUUAUUAAGUGUAAACCGGGUCUCGCGUGACGACGCUCCCGCAAAGGCCCGGCUGCCAGUGUUUGGAAAACGUCGUUCCAUGUUGGGCCCGCGGCGUUCUGUGGGCCGCACUGGCUGGCGGGGUCGCAAAUAUCCAGGCGCACGUUCGGAUACAAGUACAUAGCUGCAGACUCUGAGUUGUUCUCCUUUUUUUCUUUUUUCCCCAUCUUCUGGCGCCAGGGGCAACAAUACCAUGGACGAGGGAGAAGAAGAGGGGGGGGAGGGGACAGGAUGGCAAUGAAGAUGAAAGCGACAGGAUGGAGAAUGCAGACGGACGAAGGGGAGCGACAGAUGGGAGGGAGGAAGACGACCACGAUGGGAAGUGCUCACCGUCUUACCAGAAGAUUGAACCGUUCCCUCUCAACUCCGAACCCGACGUUGAUGGAAGUGUCCGGCUGCUCUCUCUCUCUCUCUCUCUCUCUCUCUCUCUCUCUCUCUCUCUCUCUCUCUCUCUCUCUCUCUCUCUCUCUCUCUGUUCCGCCCCAAUCAAUAAAUGCUGCCUACAGUU
Messenger RNA from Chara braunii, 3217 nucleotides. NCBI's taxonomy places the organism in Eukaryota, Viridiplantae, Streptophyta, Charophyceae, Charales, Characeae. The record is from the annotation of a GenBank genome assembly.